Messenger RNA from Girardinichthys multiradiatus, 4048 nucleotides. It is a transcript of the gene nt5c2b, whose product is annotated as 5'-nucleotidase, cytosolic IIb. The transcript has 18 exons. Gene Ontology annotation, molecular function: 5'-nucleotidase activity. Bases 637 to 2313 code for a protein of 558 amino acids. The record is from RefSeq and is a predicted model, not a curated record. NCBI's taxonomy places the organism in Eukaryota, Metazoa, Chordata, Actinopteri, Cyprinodontiformes, Goodeidae.
GUUCGCUCACUUAGCAUUUUGUAAAUUGAUAAAAAUAAACAAUCAUCAUUUAUAUGUCUGAAAGCAUUCUUUGUUUACAUUUUUUCACACCUGCCUAAAACCUUUGCACAGUACUGUAUGUGCUAAAGUUGUUCCUGGGAUUUAAGUUGCUAUAACUUUCAGACUUCUGCGACCAGUGAAACACAUUUGUCAGCUAAAAAAUGAACCUUUGCUGUCAACAGAUUACAAUUCUGUAUAGAUUGCAGCCGAGAUUCAAAUGUGCUCCGGGCAUCCGGGGCCUUCGCUCUUUCAACAAAUAAAGUGUCUCUUUAAAUCUUAUGCUUCACGUUAAAGCUGCGUGUCACGCAGGGUCACGUGUCUCCGCCACGACUGCAGAUGGUUCCGCCUCCUUGUGAGAGGCUGAAAUAAGCCCCUCCUCCUGGCCGUCUUAUAACAACAGCUGGCAUCUCCCGGAGACUGCUGAGAACAAGCCGAGCUCGGAGACUGGUCUGCGCUUCCAGCUUCCUACCGUCAGAAACAAGCAACAGCAAAAGAAACCCAAUCUUACGUUUCACACAGCUUCACUGCGCAUGCGCAGGUUAGCGGACGGCGCUUUUGUUUUAUCCAGGAACUCUGAGACACUGAAAAGUUUGAAAGAUGACUACUUCAUGGAGUGACAGAUUGCAAAAUUACGCAGACCUGCCAGCUAAUAUGGACCGCCAUGCCAUGAAGAAGUACAGGAGGGAGCCCUACCACAGAAUCUUCGUCAAUAGAAGCUUGGCAAUGGAGAAAAUCAAAUGCUUUGGCUUUGAUAUGGAUUACACUUUAGCGGUCUACAAGUCACCUGAGUACGAGUCACUGGGCUUUGAAUUGACGGUGGAGAGGCUGGUGUCCAUCGGUUAUCCCCAGGAGCUGCUUAGCUUCGUCUACGAUCCAUCAUUUCCAACCAGAGGCCUUGUGUUUGAUACCAUGUAUGGAAACCUACUGAAGGUUGACGCUUAUGGUAACAUCCUGGUUUGUGUCCACGGAUUUAAUUUCCUUCGAGGCCCGGAUAUUCGUGAACGAUACCCAAACAAGUUUAUCCAGAGGGAUGACACAGAGCGUUUUUAUAUCCUUAACACACUCUUCAACCUGCCAGAAACCUACCUUUUUGCUUGUCUUGUGGAUUUCUUUUCCAACUGUGACCGAUACACAAGCUGUGAAACCGGCUUCAAAGAUGGCGACCUCUUCAUGUCCUACAAGAGCAUGUUCCAAGACGUUCGGGACGCGGUGGACUGGGUUCACUUCAAGGGAACGCUGAAGGAGAAAACCGUAGAGAACCUGGAGAAAUACGUAGUGAGAGAUGGGAAGCUCCCGCUUCUCUUGAGCCGAAUGAAUGAAGUAGCCAAAGUUUUCCUGGCUACCAACAGCGACUACAAAUACACGGAUAAAAUUAUGACUUACCUGUUUGACUUCCCCCACGGCCCCAAGCCCGGUUCUUCUCACCGGCCCUGGCAGUCUUACUUCGACUUGAUCCUGGUGGACGCCAGAAAGCCGCUCUUCUUUGCAGAGGGAACCGUUCUCAGACAGGUCGACACGACCACAGGACGUCUAAAGAUAGGAACCUACACAGGACCUCUGCAGCAUGGGAUAGUGUACUCAGGAGGCUCCUCAGACAUUGUGUGCGACCUGCUGGGGGCCAAGGGGAAGGACAUUUUGUACAUCGGGGACCAUAUAUUUGGAGACAUCCUCAAGUCUAAGAAGCGGCAGGGCUGGAGAACGUUCCUGGUUAUCCCUGAGCUGGCCCAGGAGCUGCACGUCUGGACCGACAAAAGCUCACUGUUCGAGGAACUUCAAGGCCUGGACAUUUUCUUGGCAGAACUUUACAAACAUCUGGACAGCAGCAGCAAUGAGAGGCCUGACAUCAGCACUAUUCAGAGAAGAGUCAAGAAAGUCACACACGAUAUGGACAUGUGCUAUGGCAUGAUGGGUAGCCUUUUCCGCAGCGGCUCCAGACAGACUCUCUUCGCCUCCCAGGUGAUGCGCUACGCCGACCUGUACGCCGCCUCCUUCAUCAACCUGCUGUAUUACCCCUUCAGCUACCUGUUCAGAGCAGCACACGUUCUGAUGCCUCACGAGUCGACGGUUGAACACACCCACGUGGACGUCGACUUGGAGUCACCUCUGGCCACACGUAACCGCACCCAAUGCAACGAUUGCAAGGACCUGGAGUGCAAACGCAACCACUUGACCCGCUCCUUCAGUGAGAUCAAGCCUCCCAACCUGUUCGCCCAGGCUCCUCAGGAGAUCACUCACUGCCAUGACGAGGACGACGAUGAGGAGGAGGAGGAGUAAUUAAACACCCCGCAGAGUUGAGCCAUGUUCCUGUUCCCGCCACCUUACGUUUCCCUGUAGAGUCAAAUCGUGAUCGCUCUCCGGGUGAGGCGGCACUGAGAAAUCUCUCCAGAAUGUGUGUGUUUGUGUGUGCUUGUAUUUACUGUAAAUAUAAAGCAAUGCACAUGAGCACACACAUGCGGGAGAUUUCUAAGACAUUUCGGACCAUUAGGGAGAAGAGAUCACGCAGCGGUCAGAAGAAUAACAUGCAUGGUCAGCUCUCGAAACAAAAACACCACCCUGAGCUGUCGUCUCUUCAAACGCUAAUUUUUAAAGUGUUUUUAUAACCAAGUCAUGUUUACGCUGUAAUCCUGCAGAGAUGGUUGUUAUACUGUAAUUCUAACUAUAAAACAAGCUAACUGGAAAUGCACCCUAAAAUCAAUGAGAAUUCUCAUCUGAGUGUCGAAUCAGAUGUUUGGGAACAACAGUCAGCUUUUUAUCCGUUUCAUUUGUUUUCUAACCCCGGCAUAAGGAACUGUAGCAUCCUGAUGGGCUGUAAGGAUUGGUUUUACUGCAUCUCAGGAGCUCUGGAGCACACGGCGGUGUUAAAACAGAUCAAUAUGCAUCAAGUUCAGUGAGGAGGACUGAGGACCGAGUACUGUUGCUGACGUAGUGUUGGCCACGUCGCAAAUGACUCGUCGUGGUUGCGCCACAAGCAAGCUGACAUGCAAUAUUUCCUUUUAGCUCGGGCUGUUUGAAAGAUGAAGCUUGAACAUUGCAUUACACUGUUGAAGAUGUUGAUGAGAAGUGUAGCUGAUUUGCUCAAUGUGAAGGGAUUAUGUUUUAAGAUGCCAAGACGUGAAGCUUUUCAGUGUGCAGAAGGUGUCAUUGGCUUCAGCUUGUUUAUUGGUUUUAGGAUGUGUUUUUAUUGUCACAUAUGCAGAGUUCUCCACAUCGAUUAUGGAAGGAAAUAUGCAGACUCUCUGAAUACAGUCCUCUUUUUGUCUGCCUCUCAACACUGUGAUCACUUCAUUAUAGUCUACGUUCAGGCUGUGGUACUUGACUUUGAAAAAUAUAUUUUAAGGGUUUUGUCUCUUUUUUGAUCAUAGUAGCAUUGAUAUAUUAAUUAUUCUGUGUGUAAUCUUUCUUUAGGUAACAUAUACCGGUAAACAAGGCUACCAUUAUUGUUCAAAUACAAUUUUACACUAAGGUUUGUGUUUUGUUCCCUUUUUACCUACAGUCAGUGCUGCUGCUCCUGUUUACUCUGCUGUAUAAACACUGCAGUGUCAGGAACUUAAAACCCAAACCCAGUCUGCAGUGAGCUUCAAGCAGCUACUGCAGCAACCUGACUUUCUCCGACAUGCAGCUCAGAAAAUUGACGGACAACUGCAAAAUAUUCAUUUUCUCUGGUUUUAUGCAUUCAAGAAAAAUUAACAUGCUUCGUGUGUUAUUUUAUCCACCUUAUUCUUCGAUCCUGUGAAGCAUUGCCUGAGUUCUGUUGGCAACUUCUGGUCCGGGCUUUUCCCUUGUAAACAAGCUGACCUUUGCAGAGCAUGUGAAGGUAAAAAAAAAAAAAUGCGGGAACAUGAGAUGUUAGAUGUUUAAUGAAAUAAUAUCGUCAUACAAGUCCCUUCAUGUUUCAAAGACUGGAGGGAAGACCUGAAGAAAUGGACUCUUAUUACAUAUAAACAGCACAUUUAUCUGUCUGCUCAACUCCACGGCUACAGACAAGAAUAAAGGUAAAAACAUACCUUAA